This is a messenger RNA of Linum trigynum, 3911 nucleotides long. The record is from the annotation of a GenBank genome assembly. Lineage: Eukaryota; Viridiplantae; Streptophyta; Magnoliopsida; Malpighiales; Linaceae.
AGCGCACAAAGAACUUGUAUCCCUAUUAAAAGUGUCAAGAGGUGUAACCUCUUGUCAAGCUGAUCAUCUUUUACUUUUGAAAAUUAAUGAGGACUUAUUAGUCCCACUUAUAUCAUGAUGAUUGUAUUUGCCAGCACGGAUUUUAAGUUUUACCCCGAUGAUCAUCACGACUGUGAUACCACUAGUGAGUCCGUCGAGAUGGGUGGAUGAGGAUGAUGCCUUCAAUAUCAUCGAUGAGGCCAACGAGUUAGGGGACAAGAUCGACACUAGUGACGAUAAUCAUACCAAGGAUGACUACGGUGACAAUGGAUGAUGGUUGAUGAUGAAACCGAGGACACCGGUGACAAAUGAGUGAUGAUCGAGAUUCAAGACUUCCUCGUGCUAGUGUUAGAUUCCUCAUCCUUUGUGUUUGUUUUUAUGAUGGUGGAGUGUCAAAUAAAGAUGAAGAAUUGAAUCACUCUAGCUAAUGGUUAUGUGCUCUUGUGGCUUACAAUGCAGUUAAAAUCAUGCUUUAAAACUUAAAAACUUACGCUUUUACUUUUUUGGGUCACCAAAACGCUUUUACGUAGAAUCGUGAUUUUUCCUUACAAAUGUAGUCAAAAUCUACGCUUUAAAACUUAAAAGCUUACGGUUUUACGCUUCUAGGUCACCCAACCGCUUCUAGAUAAAAUCGCGCUUUUGACUGCAUUUACAACUUCUAAUUACAGUUCAUUCCAGUCUUCUCCCUUCUUCUCCCCCUACAAUCCUACCAUGCCCUCUAUUUAAUCCCUUUUCUCAUCAUUUUUUUCUUAAAUGAACAAUAAUACUCUGUUUUGACUGUUUUCUUUGACAUUGUCAAUUUAAUAACAUAUACUGAAGUGUGGAAAAUUACUUAAAAUGGUAAAUCUAAAAACAACACAAGAAUAAACUAAUAUGAUAUGACAGAAUCCUAUUGGGGACCAUACUUAAACUACUAGAUAGUUUAUACACUUACAAAAUUAUUAGAGAACAAUUACUUGGUCCCAAUCAGAUCAAAUCGAAUUCUGAUUUAUAUUUCAUGGCUUCUCUUUUGGAGAAAAAAAAAAAAAAGACAGACCAUUUUACUAUAUAAAAUCAGACCAAGCAAAGUAGCAGACUACCCACGGGAUAGAGAAAGAUCUUUGUCUUAAAAUCCAGAGUGAGUGAGGGCCAUACUCCAUACACCAUACUUAACAGCUAAUCAAGCAUUUAACCGUUAAUGAAGACCUUAAACAAGUCCCAAAUCCACACUUUUCUCUUGUCAUUCAAUUCCAAAUCUUAAACCCGUUCAAGUUUUCUGCUUUCCCAUCCGUAUUUCUUGUUUUUUCCUCUACACUCUGUUCUCACUCUACACUCUACAGUCUACAACUUGCAGCCACUGUCCUUCAUUCAAAAAAAAAAAAAAACAAAUAAUAAAAAUGAAAUGAAAAGAACACAACUUUCCCUUUCUCCAGAAACAUUCCCCAGUUCUACCCAGUACCCUCCCUCUCACACUCUCUCUCUGUGCCUUUCCAUAGUUGAGCUGCGGAGGAAGAUCGAAGGGAGAGACACAGUUGAGGCAGAGAGAGAACAUGAGUCGGCCCCUGGGGGCAGUGAUUGGGAGGUACCCAUCAAGUGAUGGCAGCACCCAGAUUGAUGGAAUCAUUAAGCGCAACAGGAAAUGCAGAGAUUUGGCGUUUCUGGUAGUGUUCGUAGCCUUCUGGGUUGCUAUGAUUGUCAACUCCAGCUUUGGAUUCAACCAGGGAAAUCCAUUAAGGCUUACAUAUGGGCUGGACUACAAAGGAAAUGUUUGUGGUGACAAGCAUGCGCAUCCAAAUCUGCGAGAAUUGGAGCUCACAUACUGGGUCAAUCCCAAUCAGGUCUAUCUUAGUGGCUCCAAGAACAGCCAAUUCAAGUUGGCCAAUGCUAGGAGUAUAUGCUUGUUGGAUUGUCCUAGACCAACAGAUGACGGUCUGAAUUGGGUCUGUGAUUACCCAGAGGGUGAUAUCCGCAUAUCAAUGGAUGAUUGGAUCGACAGGAAUUAUGACUAUUACGAGUUCCUUACUCCUGAGAUGAGAAACUCCUCGCUUCAACUCCAGGGUCCUUGUUACCCUGUCAUUUUCCCUAGUGUAAACGUUCACUGGAGGUGUGAAUUUGUUGCUCGUGCAUCAAAUGCGUCUUUGAGACAUUGGCAAGUAAUGGGUGGAUUGAACAUCGACGAAGAUAUUAUAAUUGACAAGACUAUUCACAAGUCAGUCAAUGCUCGUUCGUCUGUGCUGAAGAGAUAUGUGGCAGAUAUCGGGAAGUCAUGGCCAGUAUUAAUCGUCUGUGGAGGACUAUUACCUCUAUUUUUGUCGGUGAUUUGGCUGCUGAUGAUUCGACACUUAGUUGCUGCCAUGCCAUGGGUUACAGUUGCCCUCUUUAAUGUACUCAUAAUUUCAGUGACAAUGUUCUACUACCUCAAAGCUGGAUGGAUUGGAAAUGAUGCUAUAUCCCCAGUCAUUGGCCCCCCUGAUCCAUACUAUCAUGUGUUUGGCCGAGAACUUAAUCACAUCCGCGCUGUUGCUAUUCUCAUGACCUUAAUCAUGGUGGUCUCUGUCCUUACAUCAAUUGCCAUAGCGCGACGCAUCCUAAUGGCCACAUCCGUACUCAAGGUGGCUGCUAAGGUGAUUGGAGAAGUUCAAGCACUCAUAAUUUUCCCAGUCAUACCAUAUGCCAUGCUUGCAAUAUUCUACAUGUUCUGGUUGUCAGCUGCUUUGCAUCUGUUCAGUUCUGGCCAGAUUGUCCAGAACAACUGCGACAAUUCAAACUGCUGCGCCUAUGAUCUUGUAUCGAAACGGGUGAACUGUGACCGGUGCUGUGGUUAUGGCGUUCGUUACACUCCUCAUAUUGCUAUUGCCAUCUUCUUCCACCUAUUUGGAUGUUACUGGGCCACCCAAUUCUUCAUAGCUUCUUCUGCAACUGUCAUCGCUGGUUCUGUUGCAUCCUAUUAUUGGGCUCGUGGUGAUACCUCGCCAGAGAUUCCGUUCCUCCCAGUUUUCGGCUCUAUGAAAAGGCUCGCAAGAUACAGCCUUGGGUCAGUUGCCUUGGGCUCUCUGGUGGUCUCAUUUGUGGAAUCCAUACGCUUCCUCCUAGAAUCGAUUCGCCGCAAACUGAAAGUCACUGAUAUAACUCCGGACGGCUGGAUUGGGAAGGUGCUGCACCAUAGCUCUGGAUUUUGUCUCCGGUGCGUUGAAUGGACCAUAAAGUCGAUUAACCGCAAUGCUUAUAUAAUGAUAGCUAUUACUGGGAAGAGCUUCUGCAGGGCUUCUGGGAUUGCAACUGAGUUGAUCAUGAACAACAUUUUGAGGAUAGGGAAGGUGAAUGUGAUUGGGGACAUAAUUCUGUUUCUGGGGAAGUUGUGUGUGAGCCUUUCGAGUGCUGUGUUUGCGUUCUUGAUGCUGGACACGCACAAGUAUAGAUCUUCGCAUAACAAGAUCUCUUCCCCGCUCUUCCCUGUGGUGGUGUGCUGGGGACUAGGUUACGUGGUGGCGACACUAUUCUUUGCAGUGGUCGAGAUGUCGAUUGAUACUAUAAUCCUAUCCUUCUGCCAGGACACGGAGGAGCACCAGGGGACGGCGCAGUACGCCCCUCCUCUUCUCAUGGAGACGUUGAAUGAUCAGAAUGAGAUGCAGAGACUAACUCAAUGAAGAAAAAGGGGUUGUUUAUAUCAUCUAUUCUUUUGAUGGUUUCUGAAAAUGUACAAGUAGCAGCAGUAGUAUAAGUAGUUUACUUUGCUAUGAGGAAAAUUAAUGCACUCAACUAAGUUGAUUUUGAGAAUCUAGUAUAGUCAGCGUUAUGAUUAGUUAAAAUUACUAAAGUCAUAUCCUUUUAUAUCUCGACACCAUGAGGUGUCUAGUUACAGUAGAAAGGGUAAAGAAAACAAGACAGCAAGA